UAUCACGUGAUGGUCGAAUUCCUAACUCGCGCAGCAACAAAACCUCCUCCUGGAUCUGUUCUCAUCCAGCUUGCUCAGCACUCCACACAGCAUCGAGAAGGGCAUCAGACACGCAGAAUCAUCAUGCGCUGCUGACCAGAUGCCUGCCGUCAAAGAUUAGCGGCUAUUUUCAUCUGGCUGCCAUUCCCGCACUCCGUCUCCCGGCAAAAACUCAGCUCCGGCUUCCGUCUACUUUCUUUCCUCUCCGUUGCCGACUAUCCUUUUGGCUCAUCAAAGCCCUUUCGCCUAUCUCUUUCUCUCCAGACCUUAAUCACCAUGUCCUCCUUGCAGAAUAAUGUCCCUUCGACACCUCGAGUCACCUCUCCUACGCCCCCUCCUUCAGAACCGUCGGAAUCACGAGAUGAAUAUUCAGGGCCUGUGACACGCGCCGCCGCCAGGCGUCAGCGACUUUCAGCCACACCGGAAGUGCCAGAAGAAGAUGCACGAGAGCGCCGUGUACGCACAGACUCGAAAUCGACGAAGCGAUCUCGCCCCAGGACUUCGUCGUCCGGCUCGCAAGCAGCUGCUACGCCUUCCAGCCCUCAACGACGACACAAAUCUAAUGUCGUGGCCAAGUCUGAGCCAUUAACAAACGGCAGUCUCCCCGCAAAUGGACAUCUGUCACCGCCAUCAAACGGUGCUCACAGCAACUGGCGCAAUUUCUCUCGUUCUCCGUCACCGCUAGGCCUAAUUCCUCUUCACGCGCGUUACCGCUAUUUCAUCCACCGCCAUGAAAUUCCUCGCAAGGCUCUUCACGUGUCAAUUGGAUUCAUCACACUUUAUCUGUAUAGACGUGGAAUACAACCUCUACAAAUCACUCCAUGGCUAUUUUCUGCGCUGGUACCCAUUGCCGCGGUAGACGUAAUCCGCCAUCGCUCGCAGAAGGUAAAUAACCUCUACAUCCGCUGCGUGGGUGCGCUCAUGCGCGAAACGGAGGUGAAGGGCUAUAAUGGCGUGAUUUGGUACCUGCUGGGCGCAUAUUUUGUUCUCCGGGUCUUCCCUAAAGACAUUGGUGUGAUGGGAGUCUUACUGCUUAGUUGGUGCGACACGGCUGCGUCGACAUUCGGCCGCCUUUGGGGCCGGCACACCAUCCGUCUUCGCCACGGCAAAAGCUUGGCAGGGACCCUAGCUGCCUGGUUCGUCGGUGUCUUCACUGCCGCUGCGUUUUGGGGCUGGUUCGUGCCUUACGUGGGAACCUUUCCCAAUGACCCUGAGGAUUGCAUCAUGUUCAAGGGCAGCCUCAAUCUUCUCCCCGAUGUCGUCAAGGGUCUCCUUGGCUGGACGGCUGACACUACUAGCGCCGUCGUCAUGGGCCCAGUCGCUCUGGGCGUCAUGAGCUUUGUGUCCGGUCUCGUCGCUGCCGGAAGUGAGUUCAUCGAUCUUUUCGGAUGGGAUGAUAAUCUCACUAUCCCUGUUCUCAGUGGAAUUGGCCUGUGGGGCUUCUUGAAGGUUUUUGGUUGAUACCUUUACUCUAGGUCUCUUGUUCAAUUCUAGAUCCCGACAAUCUCCUGUUCGUCUUUCUCAUUGCUCUGUAUAUUCAUGCCUUCUUUAUUAUAAUCAGCGCUCGAUUCCACUUGGAUCGGAGAUGAAAGGCAGAACACACCCAUCUGUUGAAUGCUCAUCUCUUCUCUCCUUAGAGUGUCUCAGUCUCCCCCGCUAGACGGAUAUGUGUCUCAACUUGGUCCGUUCCCUAUCUGCAACGGCAGUGUCUGCUCGUCCGGAGUUAUUACGAAGUACUGCUUAACCCUUUUUCAUUGUAAUAUUUAUCCCCUUUACCUUCUCAGAUGAGAAAGAACCGAUUUGUAUUUAUUUGCUUUAACACCCUGUCUCACCCCCUUUCCUAUGUCCCUUUGGACGCAAUAUAAUCUCGAUAGAUACGCUGUUAACGAUAGAAAUGCGAAGGAAUUUUCUUUAGGAAGUCCAUCCCCUAUACUCGUAUUAUUAUUAAGGGCAACUCCGAAGGGAGUGUGCCCAAUGUCCACUGCACUACAAGACUGGUCAUGUUCGCAGCAUCAACGCCCUCAAAGCGAACUCUAGUCGUUUGAUGCCAGGCUUGUUCCAGACUACCUGGAUCGGAUAUUUCACCAGACUUUCAGGUCAAGUCAAGAAUGCUUGUGCAGCCAAUUCGCCUCUCUCUUCUUCCUGCCAUUCUCCAGGUUACUCCCGUCAUUAAUGAGAGAAUCAGUAGCGGUGGUAGUCCAAAAGCCGUCGCGAGUUGUCACUACGCAUUCGGCAUGCUCCCACUCAGAUUGAAGAUUGGUGUUCAGAUUCUUGGACCUCGAUCCCUUUCUAAGCUGACGCCUGGGUUCGUCAUUAAAGUCUUCUUCGCGUUCUUUUUUUUUUUUUUUUUUUUUUU
This is a messenger RNA of Monascus purpureus, 2395 nucleotides long. The record is from the annotation of a GenBank genome assembly. Lineage: Eukaryota; Fungi; Ascomycota; Eurotiomycetes; Eurotiales; Aspergillaceae.